Oryza brachyantha (malo sina) is the source of this 1029-nucleotide messenger RNA. RefSeq names its product peroxidase 2-like. Gene Ontology annotation, cellular component: plasmodesma; plant-type cell wall. Gene Ontology annotation, biological process: response to oxidative stress; hydrogen peroxide catabolic process. NCBI's taxonomy places the organism in Eukaryota, Viridiplantae, Streptophyta, Magnoliopsida, Poales, Poaceae. The transcript has a single exon. The record is from RefSeq and is a predicted model, not a curated record. Gene Ontology annotation, molecular function: peroxidase activity; heme binding. Bases 1 to 1029 code for a protein of 342 amino acids.
AUGGCUAAGCUCGCCGCUGUCCUUGCCUUGCUUACGCUGCUCGGCUCCGUGGCGGGCCAAACCGGCGGCUAUGGCGGCGGCGGUGGCACUACGCCGCCGACCACCUACGCUCACCGAGGCUAUGGCGCCCCGCCGGCUGCCGGCGGGCUCAGGGUCGGGUACUACGACGACUACAAGAAGUGCCCUGGGGCGGAGGACGUGGUGAGGAAGGUCGUGAGCUACAAGGACGCCGGCGUCAAGGCCGGCCUCGUCCGCCUCUUCUUCCACGACUGCUUCGUCCGGGGCUGCGACGCCUCGGUCCUGCUCGACCCGACGCCGGCGAACGCCGAGCCGGAGAAGGCCGGGAUACCCAACCUGAGCCUGCGCGGCUUCGAGGCGAUCGACGAGGCCAAGGCGGCGCUGGAGGCGGCGUGCCCCGGCGUCGUCUCCUGCGCCGACAUCGUCGCCUUCGCCGGCCGCGACGCCGCCUACUUCCUCAGCAACCGCGCCAUCGACUUCGGCAUGCCGGCGGGCCGCUACGACGGCCGCGUCUCCCUCAAGAACGAGACCAUCCCCAACCUGCCGCCGCCGUUCGCGAACGUCGACCAGCUGAAGCAGAUGUUCGCUGCCAAGGGGCUCGACACCGCCGACAUGGUCGCCCUCUCCGGCGCGCACUCCAUCGGCCGGUCCCACUGCUCCUCCUUCAACGACCGCCUCCCACCGAGCGCCUCCGACAUGGACGCCAAGCUCGCCGCCUCCCUGCAGCAGCAGUGCGCGUCGUCGGCGAGCAACACGGUGGUGCAGGACGCCGUGACCCCCUACGCGCUGGACAACCAGUACUACAAGAACGUGAUGCGCCGGCAGGUGCUGUUCAAGUCCGACGCCGCGCUCAUGUCGGCGCCGGACACGAUGGGCCUCGUCCGCGCCAGCGCCUACUUCCCGGCGUGGUGGAACGCCAGGUUCGCGGAGGCGAUGGUGAAGAUGGGCAACGUCGGCGUCAAGACCGGCGCCGACGGCGAGAUCAGGAAGCAGUGCCGGCUCGUCAACUAA